Messenger RNA from Leptosia nina, 498 nucleotides. NCBI's taxonomy places the organism in Eukaryota, Metazoa, Arthropoda, Insecta, Lepidoptera, Pieridae. The record is from the annotation of a GenBank genome assembly.
AUGAGUGGAGACGGUUUAAUUAAAAGCGUCUGGCGCGGAGCCAGCCUCGCUGGCAGUGCGCCCGAACCCUUACAUUGGCGUGUGAUUUAUGCACCGGCGUCGGAAAGGCAUCGCGCCAUUCGACAUGCGCUGACGGCGACCUCCCAUUGUGGCUUCUCCGCUCCGUCUUGCUCGGCCCCGUUCGCCUGUUUUGAUUUAGGAGCUGGUGUCUGGCGGUCUGGGGUUAGGACUCACUCGGUUCCAAGCGGCGUGCCCGUGGCAGGUGUCAGCUUUGACGCGGGUGUGAGGCUGCUCUUUGUCCCGUCGCCGACGUCGGCCGACGCUCGCCGACACAAAGCGCGGCUCGUGAAGUCGAGCACUCUAAACUUUGUCUCGGUUAGGGGCUUCGAACGCUGCGAGCUAUUAGUGCACUCGUUGUUAUCUCGCCAUUAUUGUUCCCCGCUUGGAGAUCGGUCGCCAUCGUCGAACUGCGGGCGGGGCGCCUUCGCGGGGCCAUAG